AUGGAGGGUCCUCUAAGCAAAUGGACCAAUGUUGUUCAAGGUUGGCAGUUUCGGUGGUUCGUCCUGGAUUUAGCCAUGGGAGUCCUCUCCUACUACACAUCGCGGGAUAAGAUGAUCCGGGGGGAAAGACGUGGUUGCGUCAAAUUAAAGAAUGCUCAAAUGGGCAUUAACGAUGACGAUGAUAGUACAUUUACAAUCACCGUUGAUUCCAAAGUUUUUCAUUUCCAAGCUCGUAACGCUGAAGAACGGCAACGGUGGUUGGACGCCCUUCAGGAGGCGCGCGACCUUCACACUGAAAACUAUGCACUCCUCCAACACGUAAGUUCCGUGCCCUUAGUUUGA
Molecule: messenger RNA, 342 nt
Organism: Hydatigera taeniaeformis
Lineage: Eukaryota; Metazoa; Platyhelminthes; Cestoda; Cyclophyllidea; Taeniidae
Source: the annotation of a GenBank genome assembly